GUGCGAUCGCGAUUAUGAGGAAAAUGCUGAUGAAGAUGAUAAGGGUCUUCAUGGAUCCGCUGCGGCCUGGGAAGGCGACGCUGUUUACGCUUCUGCAGAAUGUCGCGUCUGUGUGGCUCUACCUCCAGCGGUAGCCUCCAAUACGUCUGACGCAACUAGUGCAAAACCAAACGGGAAGGGAGACAUAGUCGCGCCACCUAGUUCUAGUAGAGUUUCUCUUCUUGCCACUGUCGAGGACCGAGCUCGAGAUCGAGACCCAGUGGAAGACAGAAGACCCUAUUGUAAGAAUGAAGAUGCUGCUCCCCCUGAAAAAACCACUGGCAAGAGAAGCGAGGAUGAACGAGGGCAGGCGACAUGCGCACGCAGUCAUUUAGAUUGCGAAAUACCUGGUCCGCAAGCGAAUAAUAGUAAGCGUCGCCGUAUAGCUGGAGUCAAGUACUUCAACAUGAAGGCUGACGCGAAUAGUGCAUCCAAUUCUGGUCUCAGAAUAAUUACAACUUCGCUGAGACAGCAAAGAGCUUUAAAAGUUCUUGCUGCAGCAUCAGUUCCUGUCUCUACACAGGGAGCGGCAAACUCAGAUAGGACGGUCGCGUCUUCAUCUAACCGAAUGCUUGCGCGGGAGCAAUCUUCUUCGCGUCUCAGGCUGAGCAUGCCUUCACUUGAUAUAGUGUUUCCGCGCAUGCCGGUGCUGGCGCAGCAUGCCUCUGAAGUUUCGAGUAACGAUUGCGUGCUCGGUGCUGGCCAGCCACAACCUGCUGUCGCGACCGCUGGAACAGAAGUAGCUGCAGCUGCACAUGCCAACGCAGCUGGCGACGAUCAUCAUGCCAUUGCUUCACGGCAUUUGCAAGAGAGAUCCGGGACGCGCAUUUUGUGUGCAGGUGCGGGAUCGGGGUCGGGGAUACUUGAUGGUGAGCAUCCAAAGCGCAACCUGAACCAAGACCAGAAAGCUCCAGUGAAAGACAAAAGCAUCUUACUUCCACAGCUUCCUCAACUAUGUUGUCUUCAGUCUAAUACCAGUCAGAACAAGCCGGAACUGGAUGCUGCUCCAUCAAGAUCGCCCUCUUGCUCACCCUUCAUGAAAGUUGAUGUGGCGGAAAGUAGUAGUAGUAGUGUCAAUGCCGACUGGUUUCCUCCUACAGGUGCAGCGCAUGAAAGUGAACCAAAGACAGAGAAGCGCGAGUCUACUUCUCUAUCACACCUACAGGAGGAUGAGACAUUAGGACGAACAGAUGCGAAGGUCUUCGAUUCCGAUAGCAGUGCUCAUGUUAUUACAAGCGUCGCUGCCGGCAGUGGUGAAGAACAGGAAUCGCUUUUAGCUGGAGCUUCUGCGUCUCCUGGUCUUGUCGUUUUCACUUCUCGCACUACUGCACAGAAUCAGAUAGAUGGAGGUAGCGCCGAACCUCCUUCACCAUGUGCAAUCCGUAGUCGCCUGCAGGAUCUAUUUCCUGACCAUGAUCACUUGGGCGACGAGGCGAAUCGCAACAAGAAGAAGUCUCGCGCACCCAAGUGGAGUGCAGCACGUACACGAAAGGAAAUCAACGCAGUGCAGCCUUGCGUCAGUUACAUCUUCGAAGUAUCGCAGGACCGUCUCUGUCACGAUGCGCUUGUCGCUCUCGAUGUUCCAUCGCGACAACUUGUUGCUCGCUUAAAAGACAUCAAAAAGAGAGGCACAUCAGCACGGCUCGCGCAAUUGAUUCAAGACGCUGAGCAUGCGAGGCAGCGCGUAAACACAGCGCUGCGCCGGGCGGUUGCGAGAACAAGCUUCGACUAG
Messenger RNA from Amoebophrya sp. A25, 1771 nucleotides. The record is from the annotation of a GenBank genome assembly. NCBI's taxonomy places the organism in Eukaryota, Dinophyceae, Syndiniales, Amoebophryaceae.